AUGUCGGCCCAAAAUGGUCAUGAGAAGCCUCUUGACAUCUCCUCCAACCCUACCGAUAUCAUCACACGCGAUCGUUCCCCACAGGCUGGAAGCUCCGAUGGCGAAGGAGGCGAACGGAGUGCACGAGAGAAAUUGAAGAAGACAUCGAUCGCAGGCUUGGUUCAGAAAGUGAAGGAAUCUCAUGGGGAAGAUUUCGGCGAAAAUGAUACACUCCUGACCGAGUCAAGCGAUCUGCCAACAGAAAACGGAAGUAGAGGGCGACCGUCCAAGAAACGGUCGUUUGAAGAUCUACAGAACGAUGAAUCUGGCUUGAGUGUUGAGAAUGGUGGCCCUCCGCUUCCCAAGAAGGGUUUGCAUAAGAGAAUGCGAUCAAGAGAACUUACUGGUGACGACAAUGUCCAAACAUUUGAUAAAGAGGAUCUUGCAAGCCCCGUCCAGGAAGAGAGUGAUCUUGAAGCCGAGAACUCGCCUGGGGGUCCAGGAAUUCUGGUUGCUGCACCCUCCCAAGAAGAGGUGGAUAAAGCUGCAGCCAACAUGGCAUCAUCAACAUCACCCGCCAUCCAAAAGGUCGACCCGCCAGCAUCUAAUGAGACGUCUAAGAUUUCUUCGUCAUCUGGGUUUGCCAAUGCCUCUGCAACGUCCCCUUUCGGCAACCUGGCUUCUCCUAAAUCUCCUUCUCCAACCACGCAGUCUAUUUCUUCUCCCGAUAAAUCUACCUCAAUCUCGGCAUUUGCCUCCUCUGGUUUGUCGGCUUUUGCUUCAUCUGAGAAGUCACCCUUUGGUAUGGUUGGAACCACUGCCAAAACCUCGUCUGGAGGCUUCGGCUCGGCUACAGGAGGCUUUGGUGGCGCAUCACCAUUUGCUAGCAAACCCUUAUCGGGGUUUGGCUCGGGUGGUGGAUUUGGAAGUGGUGGAGGGUUUGGUGGUGCUGGUGGUGGUGGUUUUGGCGGCAGCACGUCAAAACCAUUUGGUACCGGCGCUACAUCGUUCGCUGGAGCUGCAGCAGCUGGCACAUUCGGCAACGCAAAGCCAUUCACAUCGUCUAAGCAAGAUGAUGACGAUACCAGUCAGCACGACGCAGAUGGUGAUGAGCAACAUCAAACAGAAGAUGACACCCAACAAGACCCCCGUUUCAAAGAACAAGAGCAUAGUAAGUCUAUCAAAAGUUGUGAAGAUAGUAUCUCCUAUACUUAUGCAUCCGCAGUUGAGACCGGAGAGGAAGAAGAGAAGACAGUGUUCAGUUGUCGAGCCAAGCUGUAUCACUUUGAGAAGGAGUGGAAAGAGCGCGGAGCAGGGGUUUUCAAGAUCAAUGUGCGUUACGAGGCAUCAUCACUGUCUGUUACAAAAGACGAAACCACCGAAUCAGAGGCUGGUGAAAGCAAAGAUGAUUCAGAAGCUGAUCUUGAAGCCGGCGAUGAACUUGGGCCCCAACUCGAACGCAAGGGCCGCCUUCUCAUGCGUACAGACGGUGUUCAUCGUGUUGUACUCAACACACCAGUGUUCAAAGACAUGAACGUGGGGACACUUGAUGGAGGAGAACCAUCAGGGAAGACCAUGUUUUUGACAGGCUUGGAAGAUGGCAAACCCAUGAAUCUGCAGAUCAAGGUUGGCAAGGAAGACUUCCUGAAGGAAAUCUACCACAAAAUUAGGGAGUUACAGGAAGACCUGUGA
Molecule: messenger RNA, 1671 nt
Organism: Exophiala bonariae
Lineage: Eukaryota; Fungi; Ascomycota; Eurotiomycetes; Chaetothyriales; Herpotrichiellaceae
Exons: 2
Coding region: 1-1671 (556 amino acids)
Biological process (GO): intracellular transport
Cellular component (GO): cytoplasm; nuclear pore
Molecular function (GO): GTPase activator activity
Source: RefSeq, a predicted model, not a curated record